UUUAUACAUUGACUGCUGAGCUGGUUAACCUACACAUAUACCGGUUAUUUUAUAGCUUGACAGAUGAGCUGGUAAAUCUACACAUUUACUGGUUAAUCUAUAGAUUUACCGAUUUUACACAUGAACCGUAACGUAUUUCCUGGAGAAGUAUAAGUAGUUCUAGUAUGUUUGUGUUUCCAUGGAAACCAUCAAUUGGGACAGACGCGCUGUAGACGUUUGAGGAGGUAGUUAGGGAACGACUGAGUAAGCAAACUGUGUGAGGUACCUUUAAAAAACUUUCAUAAUGUGAAUAUGAUCAACUAACGCGUCCUAUGAAGCGGCUUGGAAAUACACAAAACGAUUCAGAAUUUUCAGUGAUAGGCCUAAACUUCACAGGGAUGCAUUAAUAACAUAGAUUACCAGGGAGACUCAGCACUGAAGGUACUGCGGCACCAACUUAAAACAUUUGAAGCGCUGCGUCAGCAAACAAUGCAGAAUGUCACCGCUGUACAGUCAGAAAUUAAUGGAAUAUUCAGCAAUAGUCGAAAGGACAGCAAGAGUCAACAUGCAAGCCAUUACAAACCUUAUGUUACUAUCUCUCCUACAAAUACAUUGCAGGACGGAAGAAAUGUACCUCAAUCUACACAAGAAGGCUCUUUAAAAUCUCAGUCAACAGAUGCUACAGAUAUCUUGAUGGACAAUACAUCUGCAACCAUGAAUAACAACCUGAGUCAUAACAUUACUUCACCAUCUCAGAAGUCCUUUAAAUCUGUAGUGACAAUGAAAAUGGGAAGCAUGGUGAAAGACAAUAGGAAUGCUGUUUCUGAAAAGACUGAUGUAAUAAAUUGUUUAAAUGUUCCCCAGGGUGUGGAAACAUUUAAUAUUGUGCUUGCUGGUAGUACAGUACUUGACAGAGCAGGACCCAUGCAUAUAUGUUCUGCUGAAAAAACAGCAGUCAAUGGAAAUGUUUUGUCCUUAUCAGAAUGUAAUGAUGAUCUUUGGGGUACACUGGAAAAAAUCAGCAUCACCAGUGAACAAAUGAAAGUAGAAAUGGAUAAAUCACAGACACGGGAAAUAGCUCUAGCACUUAAUCUUCAGCAUCUUAAACACACAAUUAGACUUUUACCUAAAGGAUCAAGAGAUCAGAAAAGCUUUGAAGGCACUGAUGCUAAAUCAAAAAUAUUUGUAUCUAAUAAGAUAGAUGGAAUACAAAAAUCCACGACUUCACUGAAGGAAAACAGUUUGAAUCUUCAUAAGGACAUACAAAGUGGAAGUGCAGGUAGCAGCCCAAGUCAUCAUUGUGACAAUGGGACGUCACAAACUAAUCAGGGUACAGAAAUCAAAAAUCAAGCAACAACUAAUUCUGACAAGUCAGAGUCCAUGUCUAGUAUGAGAAUGGAAAACUUACAAAGUCCUGGUCAUGUUAAUCAUCUAGAAAACCAAAAAGAAGUACUAAGCCCAAUUAAUGGAAAAUCAAACAAACCUAAAGACUUAAGCAGCAAGUCUGUCUUAACUCUCUCACAGUUGAAACAUUCCUCAAAAGAUUUAAGGUUACUGGAAGAGAACUUACUGAACUUUGAGGAUGAUAACUUAUCGUUAAAAUCAGAAGUAAAUCGACUUAAAGUUUUAACUGAGACUCUAAAAGAGCAAAACAUUGUUAAAGAGAGUACAAUUGUUCAGCUGGAGGAGGAAAAGAAAGACCUUCAAAGCAGGCUAAAAAAGACAGAGGCAGAUAGUAAAGAAUAUGUGAAAGAGCUUAAGAAACUUCUUUAUAAAUAUGACAAAGUUAGAAUUCAUUACAAAACCCUUGAUGAAGAAAGGAGACGGCUUACUUCUGAGCAAAAAACAUUUAUUCAUUUGCUAGAUUCUAUAAAAGAGGAGCAGCAAAGAGCACAUGACAAAAUGCUCAGUGUUGUAAAUGAAAAAGAUCAAAUAAAGGAAGUGCUGGAAACAACUAACAAAAACUUUUUGCAGGUCAAAGAUGAGAAAUUAAUGUUACAACGCAAGGUCAUACGUAUGAUGGAGGAAAUUAACCUUAUGGAAAAAGAGCUUGGCAGUAAUCAGCUGGAAUCUCAGCAACUUAAAGAAAGAGGGGCUGCUCUGAGGUCAGAGAAGGAGACCCUUCUUCAGGUACUACAAGAAAUCAAAGAUGAGAAACUUACUCUCGAUAUGACCUUGCAGGAUUCUGCCAAUACCAUACGAACUCUGCAGAAAGAGGUAAAAAGUCUCUCUUCACAAAAGUCAGCAACAGAGAAGAAGCUUCAAGAUGAGAUGCACAAAGUCCAGGCUGAUAGAGUCUUCAACAGUGUGGCCAAAGAAUGUGAGGUUUUGUCAGUAGAAGUGGCAAACCUCAAAGAAGAUAACAAUUUUCUCAAGCAGGAGCUGGAGCAGCAUAUCCAAGAAGGUCUGCAACUAAGAGGCAACAUGUCAAGACUGAAAGAAGAGUGUAAGCGGAUGGAAAACUGUCUGCUUACCGUGCAGAACGAAAAGGAAAUUCUCCAAGUGGAACUGCGACAGUUUCAUAAAGAUUGUCUUGGUCUUAGGAAUGUCACUGGGGCUCAUCUUGGUAGCAAAACACAUGAUACAUCAAGCAGUUCACUGGGGUCGAAAGAAAUGUCAUACUUUAAGGAUGGAGUUAGCAGUCAUCACAGCCCAGAAGGGCACCCGUGUGAUUUUUCUUGGUUGGAAAAAGGCCAUUCUACUCCAGGUUUAACAGAGAGAACAUUUGAUGAAGUAAGGAAGAGAUUUGAAGAAGAAGAAUGGCAGAAGACGCUGAGUUUUAACAAGAUGGGACUAGGCCAGCCACAGAAAAUCUGCAAACUUGACCUGCUUUGUAUGGACAACUUUCUUCAAGAUAAGCAUGGAGAUGGUUGUGAAUCACCCAGAACUAACACACAAGAAGAGGAAUCAGAUGACACUGAUAGUAGCUUUUAUAAGCUUCCCUGUUUAAGAAGAGACCUGCACCACCCAGCAGUGAUGGCAUAUGAAGACUCGAAAGAGAAGAUUCAACGAUAGGAGGAUCCUUCCCAUAUCUCCUCCAGAAUGCUACCUCUUAAGUGAAUCUGGUGGGCAAGUUUUCUGGGAAGAAGAUUCUAAUCCAAAGAUAUUCUCACAAAUAACACCCUGCUGUCUGUGACAAAAAGCUUGUGGCUGUAUUUGAUUGUGUCACUUAAAAUAGUAUUUGUUAAUAUCUUGUCAAAGAAAUUAUUAUCUGCAGUAAAACUAUGUCUGGUGGAGGAUUGUCUUUUGUAAAACUAAGAUCAAAAGGUAAGCUCUGCAUUUGAUAUACUGUAGGAUAUGUUUUAAAUUGAGGGCCAUCAUCACUAAAAGUAUGGGUCACUACUAACCCCAUUUCAAAUUAAAAUGUGCAUAAAAUGCCCAUUAAUAGUUGGGAUCUGUCUCAUUUUAACUUUUCAUUUAGAUACUACCUCUUCAAGGCUAACUCUCGAAGAGCUGGAAUAUGCUAAUACAAUUCUGGAGAAGUACCUGUAUUUAAAAAAA
This is a messenger RNA of Acipenser ruthenus (sterlet), 3480 nucleotides long. RefSeq names its product coiled-coil domain-containing protein 110-like. Bases 469 to 2994 code for a protein of 841 amino acids. Lineage: Eukaryota; Metazoa; Chordata; Actinopteri; Acipenseriformes; Acipenseridae. The record is from RefSeq and is a predicted model, not a curated record. The transcript has 10 exons.